Adineta ricciae is the source of this 873-nucleotide messenger RNA. NCBI's taxonomy places the organism in Eukaryota, Metazoa, Rotifera, Eurotatoria, Adinetida, Adinetidae. The record is from the annotation of a GenBank genome assembly.
AUGGCUGUUCGUACACAAUUCGAAAGUAGUAAUGAUAUUGGUGUAUUCACCCGAUUGACUAAUGCCUAUUGCUUGGUCGGAAUCGGUGGAUCUGAAAAUUUUUAUUCCACAUUUGAAAGCGAAUUGAGCGAUCAAAUUCCGGUUGUUCAUACAUCAAUUGGUGAUUGCCGUGUUGUUGGUCGUCUAACUGUCGGAAAUCGACAUGGUCUUCUAGUACCAUCAUCUACAACCGAUCGAGAAUUACAACACAUUCGAAAUUCUUUGCCAGAUAAUGUUCGUAUAAAACGAUGUGAAGAACGUUUAUCGGCAUUAGGAAAUGUGAUCGCAUGCAAUGAUUAUGUUGCACUUGUACAUCCAGAUUUAGAUAAAGAAACAGAACAGAUUCUAAUUGAUACGUUAAAUGUGGAAUGUUUUCGACAAACAAUUGCCGAUAGGGUUCUUGUCGGCAGUUAUUCAAUAUUUUCAAAUCAAGGUGGACUUCUACAUCCCAAGACAAGCAUACAAGAACAAGAAGAACUAUCUUCACUAUUGCAAGUGCCACUUGUUGCAGGAACAGUGAAUCGAGACACGACAGCUCAUGAAAUUAGUGUUAUCGAAAAUGUAUUUAAAUUAGGACAACAACGGGCUACUGGAAACAAAGCAACGACGACAACUAUGAAAGAUUCACUUGUAGAUGCUCUUUCUCUGUAUAACACGACAAAAAUUCCUUCAUGUACCGAAGCAUUCAACAAUAAUUGUAUUCAGUUAAAUUCCACUUUCGAUCGAACCUAUAAGCCUCAAAGUAUUGUCACUAUAUUUAACUUGAUCAGAAGCUUUUUGUCAGAUGCUGAAUUGCCGUACGCUUCAAUUUCAUGUGACAUAUUCCAAAAGUAA